UUCAUUUUUAAUAAAAGAUCUCAAGGCACUGAUUCUGCAGUUCCAGAACACUAUAAUUAUACAUCUUCAACCGUAAAUGCUGGCUUGCCUCUAAAUGUGGCACAUUCCUCAUUGUCAACUCCAUGUCAUGGCCUUCAGACAUCAAAUCCCGUCAUUUCAGUUGUCCCAUCAACAAACCAUCCUUCUGGAUAUGGAGGACAUAUCGACAGCGGUGCAUCCGAGUAUUACUUGCCACCAAACAUUAGACCUAAUGGAGCUCCAGCACUGGAGAGCCCUAGAAUUGAGAUCACUUCUUACAUGGGACUUCAUCAUAACAACAACCAAUUUUUCCACGAUGAGGUUGAGGAGGCCAUACCAAACACCAAGCGGUCACCUUCCACUGCCACUUUGAACUUACCAAACAUUGAGGCGUACAGAGACCCAUCCUGUCUGAGUCCAGCGAGUAGCUUGUCUUCCAGAAGCUGCAACUCCGAAGCGUCUUCCUAUGAGUCCAACUACUCGUAUCCGUACACUUCACCCCAGACCUCUCCGUGGCAGUCCCCAUGUGUCUCUCCGAAGACCACUGACACAGAGGAAAGCUACCAACGCAGCAUGGUGGCCUGCACUUUGCUCAACUCUCCAAGGCACUCUCCAUCGACAUCUCCCAGGACAAGCAUCACAGAGGAAAACUGGCUGGGGGCUCGCAACUCCAGGCCCCCAUCUCCCUGCAACAAGAGAAAGUACAGCCUCAAUGGCCGGCAGACCUCUUACUCCCCACACCACUCCCCCACACCUUCUCCGCAAAACUCGCCACGGGUGAGUGUCACGGAUGAGACAUGGCUGGGGAACACCAACCAGUACACCAGCUCUGCCAUUGUCGCUGCCAUCAACGCCCUCACCACCGACAGCACCAUAGAUAUGAAUGAUGGGAUUCCCAUCAAGUCGAGGAAGACCGCCAUUGACCACACCCCAUCCAUGACUCUCAAAACUGAACCGGCUGGUGAGGAUCACGGGACCAUAUCGCCAACUGCCGAUUUGUCACCAGAAGACUUCUCCAGCUUUCAGCACAUCAGGAAAGGAAACUUCUGCGAGCAGUAUCUGUCCGUGCCACAGCAUCCCUAUCAGUGGGCCAAACCAAAGUCUCUGUCUCCGACAUCCUACAUGAGCCCAUCCCUGCCUGCCCUUGAUUGGCAGCUGCCAUCUCACUCAGGACCUUAUGAACUGCGUAUUGAAGUGCAGCCGAAAUCCCACCACCGAGCUCAUUACGAGACGGAAGGCAGUCGAGGGGCUGUGAAGGCGUCUGCGGGGGGCCACCCUAUUGUGCAGCUACACGGUUACUUAGAAAGCGAGCCACUCACGCUACAGCUGUUCAUUGGGACUGCAGACGACCGCCUGCUGCGACCCCAUGCUUUCUACCAGGUUCAUCGAAUCACCGGGAAGACCGUUUCCACCACCAGCCACGAAACAAUACUUUCCAACACCAAGGUCUUGGAAAUUCCGCUUCUUCCAGAGAACAACAUGAGAGCACUCAUCGACUGUGCUGGGAUAUUAAAGCUCCGAAACUCUGACAUUGAACUGCGCAAGGGAGAGACGGACAUUGGUCGGAAGAACACACGUGUGCGGCUGGUCUUCAGGGUUCAUAUCCCGCAGGCCAAUGGCAGGACCCUCUCCUUGCAAGUAGCCUCCAACCCCAUUGAGUGCUCUCAGAGAUCUGCCCAAGAACUGCCUCUGGUGGAGAAGCAAAGUACUGACAGCUUUCCUGUUACUGGAGGGAAAAAAAUGAUACUGACUGGCCAUAACUUUCUGCAAGACUCCAAAGUCAUCUUUGUGGAGAAAGCACCAGAUGGUCACCAUGUGUGGGAAAUGGAAGCCAAAACCGACAAAGAAAUGUGCAAGCCAAAUUCGUUGGUGGUUGAGAUACCACCUUUCCGCAAUCAGAGGAUUACCAGCCCUGUUCAGGUCAACUUCUAUGUCUGCAAUGGAAAGAGAAAGAGAAGCCAGUACCAGCUUUUCACCUAUCUUCCUGCUAAUGUUCCAAUUAUAAAAACAGAACCCACAGAUGACUAUGAGCCUGCUCAAACCUGUGGACCAAUGAACCAAGGCUUAAGCCCUCUCUCUAAACCAUACUACAGUCAGCAGAUCAUGAUGCCCCCUGAUCCUGGUUCAUGCCUCGUGGCUGGCUUUGCCUCCUGUCAGCAGAGAAAUGCCGUGAUGUCACCCUCUCCCAACGCAAGCCCCAAGCUGCAUGACCUUUCGUCCUCUCCUUACAAGUGCAUCCCCAACCCGGGCCACAGUCACCUCGGACUUCAGCAGCCCGCUGGAGGUGUCCCCACCAUACAGGAAGUGCCAAGGUCUAUAGUUGUGCACCCAAGCUCCCCCGAGCAAUCAUCUCACAUCAUGCUGCAGCCGCAGGUGAGUCAACAUCUGAGCAGUAGCUGUCCCCUUGGUUAUCAACAAACACUCUAUCCCAACAGUCCCUCUUCUCCAGUUCCAUCUGUUACCCAAGAGCCAACCUAUUUGCAGUCCUGCAGUCCAACUCAUUCAUCCAUAAUGGGUCAACAGCAGCAGCAACUGCCGAAGGUUCACAGAAAUGAGUCUCCAACAACCCAACCACUGUCAUUGCCAGAGUUGCAUGAGGAAAGUAAUCAUAAUUUGGCCCCUAUUCCUGUAACGAUCAAGCGAGAACCUGAGGAAUUGGACCAGAUGUACCUGGAUGAUG
Messenger RNA from Charadrius vociferus (killdeer), 2698 nucleotides. RefSeq names its product nuclear factor of activated T-cells, cytoplasmic, calcineurin-dependent 1 (gene NFATC1). The annotation marks the transcript as partial. Gene Ontology annotation, biological process: cytokine production; regulation of transcription by RNA polymerase II; calcineurin-NFAT signaling cascade. Gene Ontology annotation, molecular function: transcription factor binding; RNA polymerase II cis-regulatory region sequence-specific DNA binding; DNA-binding transcription factor activity, RNA polymerase II-specific. The transcript has 9 exons. The record is from RefSeq and is a predicted model, not a curated record. Lineage: Eukaryota; Metazoa; Chordata; Aves; Charadriiformes; Charadriidae. Gene Ontology annotation, cellular component: transcription regulator complex.